AUGACGGAUGGUGGCAAACGAAAGGCCGCAGGGGCUGGCUUUUCACACGCCGAUUCUGAGACCCCCAAAGCAUCAAAUACGCCUCAUGCCUACAGCGCAGCAUCUGACAAUAUGAACGGCGAAGGCUCAAAACCCUUGGUCUCGCAAAACUGGAACGUGGCUGAAUCCAAAUCGUCUCGGAAGAAAAGACGCAAAAUUGAGCGAGAUCCAGAUGGCGAUCCCAGCAUCAGCUUCUACAAGUCAAGACCCGAACGUGUUGAGCUCACGGCGUUACAAGGCCUUGUCCUCUAUAUUCUGGCGGAUGGCGUCGCACCAACUUGGCUGGCUGUGAAGAACGUUAAGCAGAUCAAGAAGGUGGUAGUCUUGAUGGUUCCCGCCCUCGAUCAGACGAUGCUGGAGGACUCUGGCCUAUGGAACGACAUAUCAGAAGACGGCGAGACAACUGAUAGAACCAAACCCGACAAGUCAUCCUCGGGUCACGAUUCUGCUUCUCAAGAUCAAAACUCACGCUCAACCGACACUUCAUCCAUCCAAUCACUACCAGAAGCUGCCCCCAAGCUUUCAUCAGACCAUCAGUCUCCAGGAGGCAUGAGAGAUAGUCUCCUACAACACAUUGUCGAAGUGCGUGCCCCUGGAGAUUCACGCAUGAGCAGAGUCCACUCGCCGCUUCAGGGCAUGCUCAUCGCGCCCUUCUCGGAAGCUUCGAAGCAGAAAGCUCAGAACAGCAAGGACGACAAGUCUUUCUAUGGGGGCCGCACUCCCAUUGUGGACUUCAUCCAUACACUCAAUCAACUUCAAGAAGCAGAAUAUCCGAUUCACCCUGCGGUAUUUACGGAUCCGAAAGAUGCGCAACUGGAGAAGGAGCGAAGAGAGAGGACGGGCCAAUCUGCCUCGUCAGGCUGGGUCGACACCGAUGUCUCUGUCUUUCGGCCCCGCGUCCUGCCUUCUUCUAAUCCCCCCUUGGACUUCGACUUCUUGACGUCAAAUCUGAAAAUCUACGCACUGGAUUGCGAGAUGGUUCUUACAAGCGAUGGGAAACAUUCCCUUGCGCGCGUCUCUCUCCUUGAUUGGACCGGCAAAACUGUGAUGGACAGCUACGUCAAGCCAACGCUUGCUAUCAAGGACUACUUCACAGAAUUCUCUGGCAUAACCGAGAAAAUCCUUGAAAAUGUCACGACGACGUUGGAAGACAUUCAGAAAAAGUUGCUCGACAUCUUAAAACGGGAUACGAUCCUCCUUGGCCACAGUCUCGAAUCUGAUCUCAACGCGCUAAAAAUGACGCAUCCUUUUGUGAUUGACACAUCGAUCAUCUACCCACACCCGCGUGGUCUCCCCUUACGCUCAUCCUUGAAAUUCCUAGCAAAACGCUAUCUCAAACGGGAGAUUCAAAAGGGUGGAAUGAACGGGCAUGACAGCGUGGAAGACGCCAGAGCCGUAUUGGAUCUGGUAAGGCUGAAGUGUGAGAAGGGGGCUCUGUGGGGGACUUUAGAUGCCAACGGCGAGAGCAUCUUCCGCAAGAUUGGAGGGACGCUGAAGAUGGAUGCCGACGAAGAGAUUGUGUUGAAGACAACAGCCAUGGUGGAGUAUGGGACACCGGAGAGGGGACUGGGACGAGAUGCAACGUACAAGAUUGGUUGUUCGAAUGAUGAGGAGAUUGUGCAGGGCGUUUUCAGGGCUGCUUAUGGAGAUUCGCUUGAGGAGGCGACAGUUGCAGAAGGUGGUAGUGAAAAUGGUGCUGAACUGAAGCACGCAGGCCAUGAUGGAGAAUCAGCGCCUCAAGGACCCGAUCAGGCCAUUCCGGUGGGCGGCGCUGAUUUCAUUUGGGCUCGACUUCGCGACCUCGAAGCCGCACGAGGCUGGAAUACCCUCCCCAGCGACAACCCCAGCGCACCUACGUCUUCGUCUGCUCUCGGCCCGCCCUUACCGAGCGACCAAGCAGACCAUAUCCGAAGCGCUAUGCGGCAAACCCUCCAACGCAUCCAUCAAAUCUAUGCCAACCUCCCAAGUCGGACACUGCUCAUGGUCUACAGUGGUACUGGUGACAUGCGUCCCCUUUUACGGCUGCAAAAUCUUCAGGCUCAAUACAAACGGGAGUUCAAGGUCAAGAACUGGGAUGAUCUCUCGGUGAAAUGGACGGAUGUCGAGGAGCAGCAGAUGAAGAAGGCUUGUGAGAAAGCGAGACGGGGGGUCGGGAUCCUGGCACUUCGAAAAUGA
This is a messenger RNA of Fonsecaea multimorphosa CBS 102226, 2214 nucleotides long. RefSeq lists its product as uncharacterized. The coding region runs from base 1 to 2214 and encodes 737 amino acids. The transcript has a single exon. The record is from RefSeq and is a predicted model, not a curated record. Lineage: Eukaryota; Fungi; Ascomycota; Eurotiomycetes; Chaetothyriales; Herpotrichiellaceae. Gene Ontology annotation, molecular function: nucleic acid binding; exonuclease activity. Gene Ontology annotation, cellular component: nucleus.